AAAAAAAAAAAAAAAAAAAAAAAAAAGAAAAAGAAAGAAUAACCCCUACUUUCUCUCUCUGUCUUUCUCUUCUUCUUCUUCUUUUCUCUCUCAAAACGGUCUUGCUCCAUUCUUCACAUUCGGACAUCGUGUUGCAGAGAAUUCAAAUGCCGUUUGUUGAGGCCCUGGAAUCCUACUCCAGGGCGCUCUACCUGCCCUUGCGUGGAUAUGUCCGUCGCCCCUUUCAAUUUGUUUCUGAUGUGAUCCGGGAAUAUGUCCCUGGUAGUUUAGAAGAUAUGCGCAUUGUCAUGGAACAAACUAUCCUUGGACCAUCACAAUAUGCGCUCGAAAGGGGUGGAGGAGGAGAAUCACCUUUUGCCAGUCGUGGGUUCUUCAAUCGCCUCACUAUGAAAAAUACUGCCGUUAACACCGCUGUUGGUACAGGAACAAAGACUGGAGGUAAUCAUGGUGCUUCUGGUAGCAAUGUUACAGGGUCCACUGCAGCUGGUAAUGGAGGAACAAAGUUGCUGCAGAAUCAGCCGUCCAUGAUCCAAUUCUUCACCAGCCCAUACUUUCUGUUGUUAUGCUUUAUGAAUAUUGUUUUGAACAGGAUUAAUGCCAUUGUUGCCCCCAGGAACCCACACCCGCCGAGACUUUCCGUCCGCUUUGCACUUAAAUUACCAGCGCUCUACCUCUUGAUGAAGAGUGCCUGUGUCAUAACUGCGCUUUUAAUCCCAGAGCUUCAACAUCAGACAUUCUUGUCCUCCUCCUCAUUGUUAUCGAAAUUUGCAGAGGUACUAUCGAGUCUCAAGGCAGCAUACAGCGAACCGCAUGCUCUUUGGCUCUGCUUUAUUGCUAUGGGUGUUUCUUGCACCAUUGAUUCGUUUAUCACCAACCUGGACAGCUCUAAUAGCAGAGGCAGUGAGCAUACAACCAACAUGCUAGAGUGGGCUAUUCUCUUUCAUUUCACUCCCUCUGGACGGGAUGUUCUCAUCAUUGCAUUGAUCCAAGUCUGUCAACUGCUGACGCUCCAGUUCUCGAGUCUAUCGAGUCGAGCCAGGAACUAUCGAUUGGUUGUAACCACAUUCUGGGGGGUCGUGGAUCUGACCCAUUUUGCACACGCUAUAUAUUAUCGCUCCAGUAAUUAUCCGUCGAUCCAAUUAUUGACCAGGCUCCCAGAAGUGGUUGUAAUCCUCGUCGUUUGCAUCUCAAUGGUUGUUCACACAGUAACAUAUAUCGUGACUGGAGGCAAUGUCAGAAGACAAAUGUUUGAAUCCAGAGCACUGCCCUCAAUGGCCGAUGAAUAUGGUGUGGCUGUGUUCAAAGUCGGACGCGCAUGCAUGGAAGCUACUCGAGGUGUUGGAUUUAGAAAUGAAGUAGAUGCGGUUGUGAUCCCCUUUGGGACUAUCUUGGAUCACAGGAAUGGCCACAAACACAGAUCGUUGCAACGUGAUUCAUCUCGGGCGCGACAAAAUGGUGGCAUCUAUUUUUCACUGCCGAAUGGAGCUAAUGGAGUAAGAUAUGGUUUAUCUUCAGGAUUUGCUAACGAGAUGGCCGAUAUUGUUGAAACAUCUAGUCAACGCCAACGGCCCUCGAGCUUGCGAAAUCGCAUUAAUGUUAUGAAGGCAUUCUGUCAAAGUAGUGCCAGUCUUUUGAUGGAGACAGCAUAUGGUAUUUAUAACAAGAUUGUGCCUUCUAGGUACCGAAGAACACCACGUGGAUCGUCAUCAGGAACUAGGAUGACAAUUCAAAAUUAUUUGCAACUGCGAAGUACCAUCGAACAAGCACUGGAGAAGGCUCGGUUAUCAGGAGAACAAAAAAUUCAUCAAUUUGAAAGAGAACAAUACAUGUUGGCGGCAGCGAUGGAUGAAGAGGAGGAAGAGGAGCUCUACAAUGAUUUCUUGACUAGAGAUUUUACCGCGACAGAUGAUGAGGAUGAGGACUAUGAUGUCAAUUUUAUGGUGUUUGAUGAUAGUGAGGACGGCGUUGGGGAAGAACAAGAGUCAGAUUUUGAAGGACUUGAAAACUUGGAUUCAAAUCAAGAAUCUUUUGAGGAUCCAAUGAGCGAACAGGAUAGAUCAGGCGAGUCAGAAUCGUAUGGCUUAAAACGCUCACAUACUGUGGACGAUGAUUCUGACCAUGAGUUUGUUGUGGACUCUGAUGGCAAUGAUGGGGAGUCGGAGCAGCAUUACUCCUCUGCGUGGCGAUCACUGGGAUCAUUACAGGAUUUUUUCUUAGACACCUCCUUUAUGAGCAUUUUUUUGUCAGGCAGGCUGCAGGAUACACCACUGACGAGAUCUCAAUAUCGUCAGGCAAUGAGUGGUGCGCGUGAAUUUCAACAGGAUUCGAUAGAAGAUAUUGCGGGCAGCAGCAGCAGUAAUAGUAGUGGAGGCGGUAGUGGUAGUGGGUCCUUAAGAUUGCUGCGGCGGAGAAAGGGCGGAAUGGAUGAUGCAGAUAAGACGACACUGCUCGCUGUCCUCAAUCGCUAUCGAAAGACUGUCAUGGAGAAGUCGCCUUUAUCCUCCAAUACGGGUUCUACAGUGGCCUCGAGUACUAGUGAUAAUAGCAGUAGGGAUAGUAUAAACAGUACAGCACCACCUCCUCUUGCCGAAUCAUUGCCCUCAACGGCAGCUGAGGAUAGUUCUAUAUACAGUCGACUUUUGUGUGUAGUCUGCCAGUCGGAGCCCAGGGGAGUGCUGUUGAGGCCAUGUCGAUGCCUAGCUCUGUGCAACGAAUGUCGUGAAAUCUUGGCAUCCAGACGGUUCAAGCAAUGUCCUUGUUGUCGUGCUGAUGUCCAAGGUUUUUCCAAGGUUUAUCUCCCAUGAAGACAGAUAGACUAUGAUCAUAACGCC
This is a messenger RNA of Lobosporangium transversale, 2831 nucleotides long. RefSeq lists its product as hypothetical. The transcript is spliced from 4 exons. Lineage: Eukaryota; Fungi; Mortierellomycota; Mortierellomycetes; Mortierellales; Mortierellaceae. Bases 147 to 2804 code for a protein of 885 amino acids. Gene Ontology annotation, molecular function: ubiquitin protein ligase activity. The record is from RefSeq and is a predicted model, not a curated record. Gene Ontology annotation, biological process: protein ubiquitination; ubiquitin-dependent protein catabolic process.